Molecule: messenger RNA, 349 nt
Organism: Anopheles maculipalpis
Lineage: Eukaryota; Metazoa; Arthropoda; Insecta; Diptera; Culicidae
Gene: Nedd8
Product: NEDD8
Exons: 3
Coding region: 87-323 (78 amino acids)
Biological process (GO): protein neddylation; regulation of proteolysis; modification-dependent protein catabolic process
Cellular component (GO): cytoplasm; nucleus
Molecular function (GO): protein tag activity; ubiquitin protein ligase binding
Source: RefSeq, a predicted model, not a curated record
AAAGCAUACUCGGAACGAACUGUGACCAGGCUUGUGCGUGAUUCAACUUAAACUUAGUACCUAUAUCUCUGCAAAUAUCCCUGAUAAUGUUGAUCAAAGUGAAGACCCUGACCGGCAAAGAAAUCGAGAUCGACAUCGAGCCAACGGACAAAGUGGACCGGAUCAAAGAGCGGGUGGAGGAGAAAGAAGGCAUCCCACCACAGCAGCAGCGAUUGAUCUUUUCCGGCAAACAGAUGAAUGACGAUAAAACCGCUCAGGACUACAAAGUCCAAGGAGGAUCCGUACUACAUUUGGUGCUAGCAUUACGAGGAGGAUGCCUGUAAACGCUGAAGAUGAAGGUUCUCGGUGU